GUAGAGCAGCUUUAGUCAUUUCUUCUCACUGCGUCCGACAGAGAAAAUAAUGGCUCAAGGGAUUCAACUGGAUCGAGAGAAGUUCUGCUGCUCUCUCUGCACCAAUCUGCUCAGAAAUCCAGUGACCGUACCUUGUGGUCACAUCUUCUGCAUGAUCUGCAUCAACAAACGCUUGGACAAUGAAGCACGGUCAGGCAUCUACAGCUGCCCUCAAUGCAAAGAGUUCUUCAUAUCAAGGCCCACCUUGGUUAAAAACAGCGUGAUAGCACUUGUAGUCGAACAAUUGAAGAAGACCGAAGUCCAACCUGAGGUUCCAGAUCUGUACCGUGAAGCUGAAUUCAUAGACGUAACUUGUGAUUUUUGCUCUGAGAGGAAGGUGAAAGCUGUAAAGUCCUGCCUGCAAUGUAUGGCUUCCUACUGCGCCACACAUCUCCAGCCGCACAACGAGGUGCCUCCUUUAAGGAAGCACAAGUUGGUGGAACCAACCGCAAGUCUCGAGGAGAGCAUCUGUCCUGUGCAUCAAGAAGUGAUGAAGAUGUUCUGCAAGACCGAUCAGCGUUGCAUCUGUUAUCUCUGCUCCAAGGACGGCCACAAAGGCCACAACAAAGUCUCAAUGGAAGCUGAAAGGACGGAGAGACAGAAGGAGCUUCAGACGGUUCGGCAAAAGAUCCAGCUGAGGAUCGUAGAGAAGAAGAAAGAUGUGAAGACUUUUCAGCAGGAGGAAGAUGCAGUAAGUCAUGCUGCUGAUAGAGCACUGACUACUACUGAUGUGGUUUUUACAGGACUCAUUGAGACAAUAGAGGAAAAACUCUCUCUUAUGAGGGACAAGAUGAAUUCUCAACAGAGCAUUGAACUGGGUCGCUUCAGAAAAGUUCGGAGUAAAGUGGAGGAGGAGAUUAUGGAGUUGAAAAGGAAAGAUAUUGAACUGGACAAACUGUCUCGUACAGAAGACCAUGCUAAUUUUUUGUUGAAGUUUCCGUCAUUGUCUCGUCUGAGUGUUCCUAGAGAACAGCCAACCAUCAGGAUCCGCCACCAGCGUAACUUUGAUCGAGUUCCUGCCACUGUUUCAGAGGCCAAAAAGAGACUGCACAAGGUUCUCGAUGAAGAAUGUGAAAAGAUUCUGCUUGCAAUUACUGGUGCUACGGCUUUGCCUAAUAUGUCUGAACCAAAAUCUGAAGAGGACACCAGGAAGCGCAGACCUGAUUUCUAUCACACUGUAGAAAUGUCCAAACCAGCAGUUAGACAGACCACCACUCAGUUUAUGCAAGCCAAACUCUUGCAGAACCUUGAUAGUACCACACCUUCCAGACCAAGCUAUUUAAAACCCAAGCUUCCUGACCCCAGUGGUAGCUUCAGACAUCCCAAACAAAAGUCAGAAGACUUAUCCAGCAGUGAAAACUUUGCUGAGAAAAUGGUUACGUUUGAACCAAAGAAAAACUUCUUCCCUGAAAGGGGAUAUGAAAAUCCUGAUGUUAUACCACCAAAUAAUAAACCUGAUGUUUUACCUGACAGACCUCUGCCUCUUCCUGUCCCUGUAAGAGGCAAAGGAAAUGUUUUAAGAACUAGAGAAAACUUCCUGGAACAUGCCUGCCAAAUCACACUGAAUCCAGACACCGCAUUCCCAAAACUGUUGCUAACUAAGGAGAACAGAAAAGUAACAUUUGUAAGCGAAGAACAAGAUUAUCCCAACCACCCAGACAGGUUUAUUUACACCUGGCAGGUCCUGAGUCAACAGAGCCUUAGUGGCCGCUGCUACCUGGAAGUGGAGAGGAGCGGGAAGGGAGUCAUGGUGGCGAUGGCUUACAAAGGCAUCAGUAGAGCAGGGACCUUCAGCGACUGCAUGUUUGGACAAAACAGCACCUCUUGGGGUCUUGAUUGUUUUCAGAACAGCUGCGAGUUCAGACACAACAACAACAAGACUCCCAUCCCAGGCACAUGGUCCUCCAGAGUGGGAGUGUACCUGGAUCACAGAGCAGGUAUUCUGGCUUUCUACAGCGUCUUUAAAACCAUGACGCUCCUGCACAGAGUCGAGACCACAUUCACCGAGCCGCUCUACGUUGGACUCUGGCUCUCAGAUGGAGCAACUGUGGAGAUCUGCAAACUAGAGUAGAGUGGGAUGUUUAGGCUUUCAGAACUCAAACUGGGACGUGACCAGUAAGUGGUGUAUGUAAGUAAGUCAGUGUAUUGGUGACAGGAAGCAACUUCACAUUCUGUAUUUCAUCAAUGACUCUUAUAUGUCAUUUUGCCUCUUGUGGUGAAUUUUUAAUUUCACACUUUGACAUUAAUUUUUUAUGUUUUUACUUCAUAAAAUGGAAAAUAUUUCAAACUAUUGCAAUAAAACUACACAACUCUUUUUCUGCUUGGCAUACUGUAGGCUUUUAAAAAAUUUAUUUAUUGCUUUUUUGA
Messenger RNA from Poecilia reticulata (guppy), 2406 nucleotides. RefSeq names its product tripartite motif-containing protein 16-like. The record is from RefSeq and is a predicted model, not a curated record. NCBI's taxonomy places the organism in Eukaryota, Metazoa, Chordata, Actinopteri, Cyprinodontiformes, Poeciliidae. Gene Ontology annotation, molecular function: zinc ion binding; protein binding.